This is a messenger RNA of Gymnodraco acuticeps, 1240 nucleotides long. RefSeq names its product N-methylpurine DNA glycosylase (gene mpg). Lineage: Eukaryota; Metazoa; Chordata; Actinopteri; Perciformes; Bathydraconidae. Gene Ontology annotation, biological process: base-excision repair. The record is from RefSeq and is a predicted model, not a curated record. Gene Ontology annotation, molecular function: alkylbase DNA N-glycosylase activity; DNA binding.
AUGUCACACACUGUUAGUCCUCCAGAAAGCCACAUGGACCACAGCGCCUGGAGCCAAACUGGCGCCAUCCACUUCCUGGGCACAGGCAGGCAAGAGAACACCAGCUCUAUUUAUAACUUCUUAUGUGGAGUGUUUUCAAAUGAGGCUGAUAAGAUAAGACAGCAGCAGGAAAAAGGUAGAAAAAGAAAGACAGAUGCAGAAGCAGCAAUAGUUAAGCAAAACCAGACGGAUUUAACUCUGAAUGUCUCACCUGCUAAACUGAAGAACAAUCCUUGUGAAACUCUUGAAAAUGCUCAAAAUUGUGAGGCGGAGCUCAGCCACUACUUCAUCAAUAAUGACCUGCAUCAAAGACUGGAAGAGGAUUUUUUCAAACAAUCAUGCAUUAGUUUGGCAAAAGCAUUCCUUGGCAAGGUGUUGGUCCGCAGGUGUGCAGAUGGCACUGAGCUGAGGGGGAGAAUAGUGGAAACUGAAGCGUACCUUGGAGGGGAGGAUAAAGCUUCACACUCAGCAGGAGGCAAACGCACCGAGAGGAACACAGCCAUGUUCAUGAAGCCUGGCACGAUCUAUGUCUAUCUAAUCUAUGGCAUCUACCUCUGUAUGAACGUGUCUAGUGAAGGGGAGGGGGCUGCCGUGCUGCUGCGCUCCCUGGAGCCCCUGCAGGGUCAGCCCACCAUGAGGCAGCUGAGGGCAUCCAGACGCAGAGAGGGAGCCCGACUACUGAAGGACAAAGAGCUCUGCAAUGGGCCCUCCAAGCUGUGCCAGGCUCUAAAUAUACCCCGCUGUUUCGACCGUCGAAACCUAGCUGCAGACUCAGAGGUUUGGCUGGAGAAGGACCCCAACAUAAAUCCAGCAGAACCCAAUGACAUAGUAUCAGCACCACGCAUUGGAAUUGAGUCCCAUGGGGAAUGGGCCAAGAAGCCCUGGCGUUUUUAUCUCCGUGGGCACCCGUGUGUUAGCGUAGUGAAUAAAGAAGCAGAAAGGCAGUCAGUGUCUGGAAAUGUAACGAGCAAUUUGGCUCCCUCAGAAGUGCAGUCUCACACAGGACAGCACAAUGUCAAAAAGGCGUGACUACUCUGCCAUCUGUUACCUUUGUGGACUUCACCACAUAGGCGGUAUAACAACUCAACAAGAAAGUCAAGAUGGUAAAACAACCUCCAUGACUGGUUGACUGAACAAAUUCAAAUAUAAGAACGUCUUUUUUGGUGCUCCAUCAGUGUUUUUAAUAAACAUUCAUACUUUG